Molecule: messenger RNA, 2355 nt
Organism: Actinia tenebrosa (Australian red waratah sea anemone)
Lineage: Eukaryota; Metazoa; Cnidaria; Anthozoa; Actiniaria; Actiniidae
Product: dnaJ homolog subfamily C member 3
Biological process (GO): protein folding in endoplasmic reticulum
Cellular component (GO): endoplasmic reticulum
Molecular function (GO): misfolded protein binding; protein-folding chaperone binding
Source: RefSeq, a predicted model, not a curated record
UCUGCUACAACCAAUCAUCGCUCACCACGCUUCUGCUGCGCCUGGUGUAAAUAAGGUCAGUGGUCGUGUUUUUUAGUACAUAGAAUCAACAAGAAUCCAACAAGUAUAAAUGAAAUGAAAAAAUGUCCCCAAUAUACAGAGUUUUAUCUUCCAUUCUCUUCAUAACCAUUGAAAUAGACUUUAAGGCCGCCUAUGGCAAACUAUCUGGUGUAGAGGUCCAGAGACAUUUAGAUGAGGGGAAGAGGUUAUUAUCUUCAGGACAGUUAAACGAUGCGUUGAUACACUACCAUGCUGCUGUUGAUGGAGAUCCAGAAAACUUCUUACCACACUUCCAAAGAGCAACUGUAUUUAUGGCACUUGGAAGGUCCAAGUCAGCAUUACCAGAUUUAGAUAGAGUGUUAGAACUUAAACCAGAAUUUUACCAGGCUAGAUUACAAAGAGGGAAUGUAUUAUUAAAGCAAGGUUGUCUGGACGAAGCACACAUAGACUAUGAGGCUGUGUUAAGAUAUAGUCCUGAUAAUCCUGAAUCAUUACAACAGCUCAGUGUGAUAGAACCAGUCAAAAGAAAUGUAGCCGAUGCAAAGCAUGCAAUAGAAAGAGGAGAUUGCCAACAUGCAAUAGAACUUCUUGGAACUGCAAUUGAGGUUGCUCCAUGGGAUCCUGAACUAAGAUUAAUGAGAGCAGAAUGUUAUGAACGACUAGGAGACCUCGUCAAAGCUAUAUCAGAUAUUAAACCAACAACCAAGUUAAUCAAUGAUAAUACACAAGGGUAUUUAAGGAUGAGUCAGCUACAUUAUGAGAUGGGAGAACUGGAGGAUGCACUAAGAGAAAUCCGUGAGUGUCUUAAGCUUGACCAAGACCACAAAGAAUGCCAUCCAUUUUAUAAAAAAAUGAAGAAGUUAAACAAGCUGCUUACUGGUGCUCAAGAUCUAAUUAAUAAAGAAGAGUAUGCUGCAGCGACAGAAAAGCUAAAGAAAGCUCUCAAAGUAGAGGCUCAUAUUCGUCCUAUUGUUGGAAAAAUGAGAAGACAACUUUGUCACUGUCAUGUCAAGCUUCAUGCACCCAAAGAAGCCAUCAAAGAGUGUAACUUGGCCCUACAGCUAAACGAGAAUGAUGUAGAUGCAUUGUGUGACAGAGCAGAGGCUCAUAUCUUAGAAGAUAACUUUAGUGAAGCAGUUAAAGAUUACCAGAAAGCCAAGAAUAUCAAUGAUCAAUUACAUAAGGUUCAAGAAGGCUUGGAAAGAGCCCAGAGACUCCUUAAACAAUCAAAGAAGAGAGAUUAUUAUAAAAUACUUGGAAUAAAAAGGAAUGCCAGUAAAAAAGAGAUCACAAAAGCAUAUCGUAAGUUGGCAGUGAAAUGGCACCCUGAUCAGUUCAAAGAACCCCAGGAGAAAAAGAAAGCAGAGAAACAUUUUAUUGACAUUGCUGCUGCCAAAGAGGUUCUAACAGAUCCAGAAAAAAGACAAAAGUAUGAUAACGGUGAAGAUCCUCUUGACCCUGAUCAACAAGGUGGUGGAGGAUGGCCUUUCCAGCAUGGCGGAUUCCCAUUCGGUGAUGGCUAUCAAUUUAAAUUCCACUUUAACUAAUUCUCUACUUGUGACAUCUUUUCUUCUUUCCAAGUUCAUCCUCUGUUUCAAUGGUUUCCACCACUAAAGCAUCUUUUCUCUAAAAAAUAAUUUAUGAAGAUUAUCCCAGAAGUUUUCUGGGUGUUUUUCAUUUGACACUAAAGUAAUUCACCGAUAUUUAUUAGAACAUUUAUUUCUAAUUUUACUGUUUAAGAAGAAAACUUCCUUAGAUAAUGAGUAAAUAAUUUCAUCACAAGGCGAAUACAUAGGGCAAACAUAAUAGGAAAAUUAUUCCUUACCUUGAGUUUUAUAGUCUCUUUUGCUCCUACCUUAGGUUUCAUUAUCAUAAGAUUAAUCUUCAGCAUCUUUUUUCGUGAGCUCUGGCACUCAGGGUAGUUAAUCCCCUUUUUUGAAAUUGAAAAAGGGUGAUAAACUUAUAUGAACAGAAAUAUGAAAUAUAAACAGAACUUUAGCAUGUGAAUGCCUCAAAAUUCAGUAUGGGAUAAGUUUGUUAAAAUUUCUCCCUUUGAAGUGAAGUGAAGUGGACCUUCAAAGUGGGCCUUCAUAGCCAUAUCUUUGAGCAAGCAAUUUUGCUUGGGACCACAUAAAGUGGAAUAUCUUUGUAAAUGUUUCUAAUGGCCGAGAUGUCUUUAGGCAUUUUUGGUUGUUUUAUGAAUAGAUGUUUUUGUAAUCAAUACUGUACAGCCAUAAGAACAAUGCAAAUCAACUAUUUUAAAAUGAAAUAAAUAAAUCAAGUUCAGAAUACUUGUGAGCUUGCUUGUGGCCAGGA